GUUACCAAUGACACAGGAACUGAGCUUUCAAAAAUUUAUUGAACAAUCUGACUUACUAGAAGAACUUCAGUAUGACUUCAAUGAAAAAACUGAUUUGAGACACAUCGAGACACAAAGGCCUUUUGUCUUUAAUUAUUAUAAAAAUGUCCCUGAGAGAAAUAGCAAGCGCUACCAGGCCCUUGGCCAUUUGCUUGAAAAAUACUUGUAUGAGCUUUUGGAGAAAGUGUGCAAAUUACAAAAAGUAUACAUCACACCAGAGGCUGAUAAGGAAUCAAGAAGCUUCUUUUUUUAUGAGUGAGAGAGCAUUAACAAAUCAUCAUUCUGCUCUUCUUGUCCUUCUUCAGGACCAGGGGGUCCUUCGAGCUGGUCAAUGGAGUCAGCAGGCAAUAAUAUAUCAUGGUCUACAACAUGGAAGUCAGAUCCCAUGUAUUCAAAUGGCAUUGCAGGCACAUUAUGAUGUAAUUGUGUUAAACCCCAAUGACAAUUUUGUGGACCUAAAAAUGGCAAAAGAGCGGAAAGGGCUUUUACCACAAAAUAUUGAUUCCUCUUCCCUAAAAAUGGUUCAAACUGAGAGCUUUUCCUCUCUCCAACAGCCUCUCCAAUGUAUUCCAAAAGGAUGCAGCAACACCCCCGAAGAACACAUGACUUACAUUUGGGAUUACUUCAUUUCAAAGAUUGAAGACAAGAAUGUUGCCUUCAUUGUACAUGGUUAUGGAGGCUUGGUUUUUAUGGACUUGCUUGUUCGUAGGAAGUGGGAAGUAAUGAACAAAGUAUAUGCGGUUGCACUUAUUGACUCUCAACAUCAUGCAGGACACCAGCUGGGAAGUGAUGUACAGUUAUCAACAUGGAUAAAGCACCACUGCCAGGAAUGGGUGACAAGUCCUAAGCCUUUGAAUACACCUGCAGCUACCGUUUUGAAAAAAGAGUUUCCUAUGGUUUCUGCUGGCACUGAAAACCAUGACUUAGCCAUUUCCUCCAGCCUUCAGUCCAUUUUUAAAUACUUUAAAAAAGCUCUGAAAGCCAAAACAACUAUUAAUUUCUCUCAGGUGCCAAUGGUAACUAGAAGCUCCACAAAAAUAAAUCAAAGUGCUUAAUUUACUUUUUUGUCAUGUAUAAUAUUUUUGUCCCACUGAAACUUUGCUAAUGUAGAUACUAGAAGAAAAGGAACACUUCUAGCUCAAACACAGUAUUAUACUCUGUAUUAAUGUUUGAUUUGUUA
Myotis brandtii (Brandt's bat) is the source of this 1219-nucleotide messenger RNA. Its product is annotated as putative protein FAM172B. Gene Ontology annotation, molecular function: siRNA binding. The coding region runs from base 144 to 1094 and encodes 316 amino acids. The record is from RefSeq and is a predicted model, not a curated record. Lineage: Eukaryota; Metazoa; Chordata; Mammalia; Chiroptera; Vespertilionidae. Gene Ontology annotation, biological process: regulatory ncRNA-mediated heterochromatin formation. The transcript has a single exon. Gene Ontology annotation, cellular component: nucleus.